Molecule: messenger RNA, 342 nt
Organism: Striga hermonthica
Lineage: Eukaryota; Viridiplantae; Streptophyta; Magnoliopsida; Lamiales; Orobanchaceae
Source: the annotation of a GenBank genome assembly
AUGGACAGGAUGAAUACCAACUCCACAAAUAACAACGGGUUGCUGUCGAGAUCCGAAUCCAGGUCAGCCGCUACGACAUCGUCGCCUUCGCAGUUCGAUUUGCAGUGGGGUAGCCGGAAAGGGUUGCGCUGCAUGAAGGUCCACGGUAAGGACCACAGUACCAGCAACGACCCGUGCGGUUCGAGAACGGUUCGGCGCGCGACAGCUCGCGUAGACCGGCGAGCAGUUAGAUCUGAUACGUAUAAUAACGCGGGCAAGGACCUGAUGACAAAUAGGAGCAGCGGUGGCCAUCUGAACCUCCGUCAACGUCCAGCUUCUCCCUCUCGACGAAUUUUGAGGUAA